AUGAAUUCCCGCUCGCCCUCCUCCUCGGGGCUGCUCCCCCUGCCGUUUCCCGGCACCCCGUCCUCCUCAUGGCGCUUUUACCGUGCCCGGCUGUCUGCAUUCAUGCGCGAUCCCAAUACCUCGGUUUUGGUGGCAUUUUGGUUGUUUGGCCUAGUCAACAACAUCCUCUACGUUCUCCUGCUGACCGCAGCCCAAGACCUCGUCGGCCCGUCCAUCCCCAAAGCUCUCGUCCUGCUGGCAGAUGUGAUGCCCUCCUUUCUGACAAAACUCGUCGCGCCGUAUUUUAUCCACCUCGUGCCGUAUUCGAUCCGCAUAUUGGUGUUUGUGGCGUUAUCAUCGGGGGGCAUGCUACUGGUGGCACUCACUCCGAACACACAGUCUGUCGGGGUCAAAAUGGUCGGCGUGAUAAUAGCCAGUAUCAGCUCCGGCGGAGGAGAACUCAGUUUCCUGGGGUUGACGCACUAUUACGGCGUCAACAGCCUUGCGGCGUGGGGAAGCGGGACGGGAGCGGCGGGUUUGGUCGGGGCAGGGUUGUACGUCCUGAUGACUGACUGGCUGGGUAUGUCUGUCAAAAACAGCUUGCUAGUCAGCGCGCUGAUGCCCGGGGUCAUGCUGUUGUCUUUUUUUGUCAUCCUUCCUAGAGAGAGGAUAAAGCAGCAGACUGGAACAACAGGAUAUGAACCACUCCCCGGUCUCGACAGAGAUGACUCGCCAGAAAGUGAACGCGAAAUCGAUGCCUCUGCUGCAUCAGCAGCCCUUCUCUCUGAACCGGGCCCGUCAUCCGUCACCGCCUACCACAACAACCACCCCGGCGACAAAUCCGCCUCAUUCUGGGUCAAUCUCCGCCGCGCCAAGGCACUCUUCUGGCCUUACAUGCUUCCACUGCUGCUCGUCUACGUAGCAGAGUACACCAUCAACCAAGGCGUCGCACCCACCCUCCUUUUCCCGCUUGAGCAAUCUCCCUUUAACGAGUACCGCUCUUUCUACCCCUUUUACGGCUUCUUGUAUCAGCUAGGCGUGUUCAUCUCCCGCUCUUCGACGCCGUGGUUCAGGAUACACCACCUCUACUUCCCGUCGCUCCUUCAAGUCGGAAAUCUGGUGUUGCUUACGCUGCAUGCGUUGCUCAACUUUAUCCCGUCUGUCUACCUGGUGUUUGUCGUCAUCUUUUGGGAGGGGCUGUUGGGAGGGGCGGUGUAUGUGAAUACGUUUGCCGAGAUUAUGGACAACGUCCCUGUAGAGGACAGAGAGUUCAGUCUGGGUGCCACGUCGGUCAGCGACAGUGGGGGCAUAUGCAUCGCCGGGUUUAUUGGUAUGGCGAUGGAGGUGUGGCUUUGCGACUGGCAGGUGCAGCGGGGGAGGGAUUAUUGCCGGAGGGUAGAGGUGAGCUGA
This is a messenger RNA of Podospora pseudopauciseta, 1389 nucleotides long. It is a transcript of the gene BTN1, whose product is annotated as battenin CLN3 protein. The coding region runs from base 1 to 1389 and encodes 462 amino acids. The record is from RefSeq and is a predicted model, not a curated record. The transcript is spliced from 2 exons. Gene Ontology annotation, cellular component: membrane; vacuole. Lineage: Eukaryota; Fungi; Ascomycota; Sordariomycetes; Sordariales; Podosporaceae. Gene Ontology annotation, biological process: regulation of intracellular pH.